Messenger RNA from Kickxella alabastrina, 723 nucleotides. Its product is annotated as PUA-like domain-containing protein. The transcript has a single exon. Gene Ontology annotation, biological process: formation of translation preinitiation complex. NCBI's taxonomy places the organism in Eukaryota, Fungi, Kickxellomycota, Kickxellomycetes, Kickxellales, Kickxellaceae. Gene Ontology annotation, molecular function: RNA binding. Bases 71 to 619 code for a protein of 182 amino acids. The record is from RefSeq and is a predicted model, not a curated record.
UUUUAAAACUUGCCCGACUUAUUUUAUUAUUCAUAUCAGGAAGACCCUUAUAUAUCUCGCACACACAAAAAUGUUUAAAAAAUUUAAUCUGCAAGAGACCAUGAGCGGGCAGAACCCCGUCAAAUCCUCAGUAGUACGUGGGAUCCGUUCCAAGCUGGUCGAGCAGUUCCCCGGACUCGAGCCUCACAUCGACGAGAUUCUGCCAAAGAAAGUCAACCUGAUUCAGAUCAAAUGCAAGGACCAUUUCACCUUGUACGCGAUUGACAACGAGAUUAUGUUUUUCCAGCAUUUCAGUGAUCCGAUCACCCCGACUUUGCGUCUUCUGCACCAAUACCCGGAUAUUCUGCCGCAUGUGAGAGCUGAUCGCGGUGCCAUUAAGUUUGUUCUUUCGGGGGCUAAUAUUAUGUGUCCUGGGUUGACUUCUGCUGGUGCUUGGUUGCCUGAGGAGAAUAUUCCGGAGGAUACAGUUGUUGCUGUUAUGGCGGAGGGGAAGGAGCAUGCUUUGGCUGUGGGCGUUAUGAAGAUGUCGACGGAUGAUAUCAAGUCUAUCAACAAGAACACUGGCGUGGAUCUUAUCCAGCAUCUGUCCGAUCCCCUGUGGAAGACGCGUCUGGAUUAAUACAAAGAAUAGAGAGGUAUAUAAUAAUAAUUUGUUGGAUUUUUAUACUUUAUAUUUCAUUUAAUCUGAAUAAUAGAAAUAAAAAACUUUUGGAAUAAAUAUAG